AUGGUGCGGGUUACGGACGAGCUGGCGCUCUCGCCCGAGCACAUUGCUCUCUACCACGCCCCCGACCCUCUGCUGGGCCAGCUGCCCGUCCUCAUCUUCCACGGGCCCUCGACCACGGCCAACUACACUCUCAACAGCUCCCGCGUCCAGGUCCACGUCUUCACACCCGCCGGCUUCCAGUCCUUCCCGCGCAUCACGAUAUCCCCCAGCUCGCCCUUCUACAGCGUCGUCAACCACCUGCCGCGUGAGUUCCAGGGCGACGAGGUCUACCGUGGCCUAGCAUUUGGCCUGUUCCGCUACUUCAAGGAGCUGCCUGAAAAUGUAAAGAACCAUCUCAAGAACGUUUACCCGCCCAAGGGGAAGCGCCCCGGCAGCGCUCCGGCCCUCUUCAGCGAGCAGCACGCCGCCGACCUGGUAAAGGAGAUGGUCAAGAGCGAAAAUACCGUCGAUGUCGUUGCCACGCUGGACGAGGCCCUGCAGACGCAACAUAUAAGCAACGUCGACAUUGACCUGCUCCUACCGCCGGGGUCCAUAGUACCGCCCCAGCCAUCAGAGUUUGAGGAAAUGCCCGACGAUGAAGACGACAUCAUCGAUCCGACGCUGCGCCAGUAUGGCAUGUACACACCGCUGGUCAAGCUGUUUGGCGAGCCCGUCUUCCUGCCCACCAGCAAGCUGCGACGCGCGCCCUCCAAGCCCACGCCGCUGAACCGCAACAAGACUUUUACCAAGGACCAAAAGAUUGAGCUGCGCAUGAAGAUGGGCGAGCUCGUCGACACCGAGGAGCGCUAUGUUCUCAAGGUGCAGGAGCUGGUCAAGACAGUGGCCAACGACUUUAGGAACAAGUCAAAAGCCCGGCCCGCCGAGAGUCUGAGUCCGUCCGAGGAGGAGCUGGAGAAGCUGUUUCCCAAGUCAUCAGACGGUAUCCUCCAGGUCAACUCGGCCUUUGUCGAGGAGCUGCGCAAGAUCAUGGACGAGACGGAAGAAGACGCCGUCAAGGAUAUGGAAAUACCUACCAUGACCCUCUCGUCAACAAAGGCCCCCAACAAUCCCACGCGAGUCAAGGAUCCGCUUGGUGCCUUAGCCAUGGCCAAGCUCUUCCUUGAAUGGUUCCCCAAGUUUACCCAGUGCUACCAAGACUACAUCAAGCGCGUGAGCCAGGCAGGCGAGCAGACCAUUCGCUCACUCCUCAUUGAGCCCGUCCAGAGGCUGCCGCGUUACAGCCUUCUAAUUGACCAGAUUAUCGCCUCGUUGCCCAUCACACACCCGGCACUACAGCCCAUGCUCAAGGCACGAGACAUCAUCACCAACAUCUGCUCCAUGGACGAUCCCCUGCCCGACAAGCCUCAUGUCGCCAAUCGACUUCGAAACAUGGUUGAGGCGUGGCCUGCCGACCUCGAGCCUCAGGGCCGCCUCAUCCUAGCCGCCGACUUUCUGGAGCUCUCACCACCCUACCAGGCCACCGUUGACUCCGACGACGCGGGCAUCUUCCUCUUGUUCUCCGACUACAUAGUCAUGCUGAGGAAAUCGGGCGACAAUAACAUGACAGGCCGAGAUUUGCUACGGGAAAUCGACAAGCCUUCAGCAGCGGAGCUGCUCAUCUCCAUGACGAACGCUGCUGGUGGCCCGGGCGUGUACGAAUUCAUCUUUACCGGAUGGCAUCACCUUGCCGAUGUUCGCUUUACAGAAUCGGCCGACGGUCACCUCGUCUGGAUGACGUCGAGCGCAGAGAUGAAGGGCAUGCACCCCGGCGAGCAUAAGGUCCCCAAGGCCAUCACGUCGCGCUGCUUCUUGCUGCAGGAAGCCUUUGAGGGCAAAGCCGCAAAGUGGAGCGAAGAUGUCGUCAAGGCAAGGAUCGAGGCGCGGUUUUCCGAGACGGAGAGGGAAGACCCUCGCUGGACUUUGCGCUCAGUCCGGAUGCCCGAGAACAACUUGGGUCUGCAUGCCGCGAUAUAUCAGGAGGGCGCCGAUCAGCUCGUGGAGGGCCGGCGCGAACCCGCUUUUAUCCGCGUGGUGGUGGACCAUGAGAAGGGAACUAAGGGAGCUCCAGUCGGCCAUUAUGGCAUCGAGAUUGUCAUCAAUGUGGCGAGCAAGAACAUGAAGAGGAUUUCCCUGCUCACCGUGGGCCUCAAUGGGAAGCAGUAUCAAGACGACGUGGCUCUGGAAGAUUUCCUUCCAACUAUGUCAAGAAGAAUAAUGCAGCUCUUGAGCGCCCAGUUCAACGUGUCUAACCGAAAUCUUACGGCCCCCAUGGUCUCCUACAAUUCCAAAACGCUAAGGACGCUAUGUCUAUUUAAUCGUGCAGAAAAAACACGCUCCUUCUUGGCAGCGUCCCCUGUCAAGCUGUUCACCAGCUUAUGGAGUGGCGGUUCCAACAACGCCUCGGAGACGACUCUUUCCGAAAUCAAGCACCAACACCAACCCUCCAUCCAACGAGCAGACAGCCACCACUCCGUGUAUGGUUCGAUCAGGGGCAGGGACAACUCGCGCCGGCCGUUGGAAGAGGUUAUGCCAGAAAACCCACUCGUUCGGUUAGAGCAGACUUUUGAGGCAUUCACAACGGCUCUUCAAUAUCGCAAGGGCUCUAUUCAUGGCAGGACAUUGAUGCACCGCUCCAUGGCCGAUGAACUUCUGGUGAAUGACUUGUACAAUCGACUCAUUGAGAAUCCGUCAGAGGUGGAAGUGGCCAACGACGUUGGAACCGAAGUUGUCUUUACAGCUUUUGAGAAUUUUCUCCAUAUUGCCUGGGCCGAACAGAUUGGGCCUGUGACGACGAUCAAGAUGCUCGACACUCUACAGGAGCGAGCCAACAAGAGAGUCCCCGGCGAGUUCGCCGACUUUGUCAACUUUUUGUUCAAAGAACUGGCUCCGCAAAACCGAAGGGCGUUUACGGCACUCAUCAAGCUGCUAGCGGAUCUCUUGGACGGCUGCAGCAACGAUAGCGACCGUGGUGCGCUGACCUUGGCGUUUUCGGAGAUGCUGGUUACCGAUGGCACGGCCGCGAAUUACAUCAACCUGCUGGAUCGACUGGUGGAUGACUGCGAUAGGAUAUUUGGCGAGCCCACGUAUGCUGGCUUUAGUUUGGCCGACUUGGCUCUGAUUGAGUCGUUCCAGGCACGCGCCAACGGUGGCCCUGGCCUCAACAGCGGCAACAAGUCUCACCAGGGAUCCGUAACCUCCAACACAUCGUCUCUGCGCCGCAAAUUCGGGCUUGACAUGCUGCUCCGGCAAAACUCAAAUUCCAAGGAGGAGCGCAACUCUGUCUGGAGAAGUCUCGGCAAGCACCGGAAUUCGGCGUCAGGCGAGAGCCAGAGCAUGUCUAGGGCGACGAUGCAGCAGGCUCUACGUCAACGGUCGAUAGACGACAACAACAUUUCAAAGAGAUUUACACUGGGCAGGCCGGGAUCUGGAGACAGGGUCCACGUAGCUAGUGCCUUUGAGGAGCUGAACAGACCGCCCAGCGCGCAUCGCCAAGAGUACCCGCUCGACACGAUUGGGGAGCCCGUCUCCGAGCCGCCAACUCCCGGGUCGCCGAGGAGACAUGCCAAGAGGAGAAGCUCUCUAUCGGAUCUUCCGUCGCUGAUGGAGACUGAGAGUAUUCAAGAAGAGAGGGAGGCGGAGGAAAGGGAAGAUGCGCUGCAAGUCCUGCAAAACACUUCGGAAAAGGUCAAUGGCAGUCCCAAUGUGAUCCCUGUGAAGACUCCCCUCCUGAGCCCCGACUCAUCACUGCUCAAAUCCCCUCGGCAAAAGGAAAACAUGGGCUCGGUGGACAUUUAUGGCAGUGUUCGGAUCAGAGCAGGCUCGCCAAUCAAGGAGAUUCAAGCCAAGCUGGAACAGGCAAUGCGUGGAAAUUCUCCUACCAGACAAGAUCCGCCUCCUUACAGGAGGCCGAAGCCAACGCACACCAAAACACUGUCGACGUCCAACAUUCCCACAUUGCUGCCGCCGAAGCCCAUCCGUCCCGGAAGCUCGUCUGGUGAAACCCCGGUCCGAGUGACUAUCAGCCCGACGCGAACCCCCGCACAGAAGCUCCGACUGCAAUCUCCGCAAAAGCUGCGAGAGCGGCUGCAGACGGAGAAGACUGCUGUGGGAGAAGCAGAUGCCAUGCUGCAGUCGGAACUGUUCAAGAUUGGCGAGGAAAUGGCACGAGUGAACAAUGAUAGCUUGACUGAUUCCGAAGCAGCCAGCAUUCAGCUGUUGGCUUCAUCGGUCGCCUCACUAGAGGACAGGAUGCCCGGCGUGAUGCAAGAGCUACGCGACAGACAGGAUGAGCUCCAGCGGGACGUGGAAAUCACUCUCAAGACAACCGAGUCCAAGAUGCGGUCCAUCGACCAACUACACAAAGAAGCCGUGGCAGAAAACGAGCUGCUAUACGAGCGGUUCAAUACCGAGCUCGGAAAGAUUGUUAAGGCGCUCAAGGGCAAAGGCAAAGAAGAUAAAGAAGAGCUGAUUGUCAAGCUCAAGACGCAAGGAGAAGAACUUGCCAAGAUGAAAAAGGAGAAUGCGCGAUUGAAGCGCGAAAUGAUUAGCCUGCGGGCAGCGCUGAAGGGGACGACGGAAUAA
Messenger RNA from Trichoderma breve, 4560 nucleotides. Its product is annotated as rhoGEF domain-containing protein. Gene Ontology annotation, molecular function: guanyl-nucleotide exchange factor activity. NCBI's taxonomy places the organism in Eukaryota, Fungi, Ascomycota, Sordariomycetes, Hypocreales, Hypocreaceae. The record is from RefSeq and is a predicted model, not a curated record. The transcript is spliced from 3 exons. Bases 1 to 4560 code for a protein of 1519 amino acids.